AUGAUUUCAACAACAGUUUACCAUUUUAAAUUAAUGAUCGGUCUUGUACUUUUAUGUGCAUUAAUUCGAAUAAGUGAUACUAGACCUACAUUUAUUGAUGAUGAACAAGGUCCAAAUCAAAUUGACGAUUCAUUCAUUAAUAAUUAUGCUGCUAUCAAUGAACGAUUACAUAAUGCAAUUCCGUUGGAAGAUUUUUAUAAUCUUAAAAAUCUAUUCGAUUAUGAUAAUGUUCAAUUGGCUAAACGUCUAAUUAUGUUACCUCGUGUUGGUCGUCGUUCAAUUCGAUCAUCAUAA
Molecule: messenger RNA, 294 nt
Organism: Rotaria sp. Silwood1
Lineage: Eukaryota; Metazoa; Rotifera; Eurotatoria; Philodinida; Philodinidae
Source: the annotation of a GenBank genome assembly